AAUGCUGAAGGCGAGAGAUCUCAGCAGUCCUUGGCAAUGGAGAAGUGAAAAGAAGAAGGAAGGAAAGGAGGAGAGGAGAGGAGCCGGGGGGCAGACCUAAAGGUUGAAAGAGGAGCAAAGAAGCCGACGGGGUGACAAGGAGAAGACGAAGGGGAGGGCUGGCAGCAGGCAGCGAGGACUGCAAAGAGUGUGUGUGUGGACGGGGGAAGAGCGGCUGCAGAAAGAGAGCAGCAGCAGCAGCAGCAGCAGCAGCGAGGGCUAGAGAAGCGGAGCUGAAGCGAGGGAGAAGGCGGGAGAGGGCAGACAAGGGAGGAAGAAGAGGAGAAGUGGGGCAGAGAGAAAAGGGAUAUAAAAUUAUAAAUAAAUGGGAGCCAGGCAGAAGGAAAUAAAUAAAUAAAGGAGACAAAGAAGUCGAGGAGGGAGCCCAAGAGGCAGCGGCAGGAAGAGGAGCAGCAGAGAGAGAGAGAGAGAGAGAGAGAGAGAGAGAGAGAGAGAGGACGGCGAGAGCGACGGGAGGCUGCGAGAAGCCAAGCUCAGCGAGUGAGUGACGGGGGGAUGUGGCAGGGAGGAUAAGAAGCGGCGGGCAAGAGCCAGAGAGAAGCAGAGAGACUUUGAGAAGGAAGGGCGAGGAAGAGGAAGCAGGAGAGCCAGCCCAGCAGCAAGUGGGGGCCGCCGGAGGGUUGAGCAGCGGCGACGGCGGCGGGAGGGGGCAGCAGCAGCAGCAGCAGCAAGGAAGCUCGAGAGGAGGUGCUGGGCACUGCUCCCGGGAAUGCCUAGCCGAGGAGGAACAGGAGGAGGAGGAGGAGGAACAGGAGAUGCAGCCGGUGUGCCGGGACUGGCGCUAGCCCGAGGCGCUGCCUGGCUUUAGCCCGCCGAGGGGCGCGCGAGUCCCGCCAGCUGCCGCCGCCUCUCUCCGCCCGUCCCGUCGGGGGGCCAUGGUGGUGCUGACCCUCUGGAAGCGCUGCUGCCCACCGCCGCUGCCGCCGCCGCCGCCGGAGUGAAGGCGCUGCCUCCUCGGCCCCCCGCCCCCCCCGCUCCUCCCUCCGACCCCCUUCCGCCAUGGAGAUGCCCAACAGCACGACGGCGGCCAACGGCAGCCAGCCGACCAGCCCGGCGCCCGCGGCCACCCUGGGUUACCAACUGUGCACGUCGGUGGUGCUGGGCGCGCUGAUCUUGUUCGCCGUGGUGGGCAACGCGUGUGUCAUCGCCGCCAUCGCCCUGGAGCGCACCUUGCAGACUGUGGCGAACUACCUGAUCGGCUCCCUGGCCGUCACGGACCUGAUGGUGUCGGUGCUCGUGCUGCCCAUGGCCGCCCUGUACCAGGUGCUGGGCAAGUGGACGCUGGGCCAGGUGACCUGCGACAUCUUCAACUCCCUCGACGUGCUGUGCUGCACCUCGUCCAUUCUGCACCUGUGCGCCAUCGCCCUGGACCGCUACUGGGCCAUCACGGACCCCAUCGACUACGUCAACAAGCGGACGCCCCGUCGGGCCGCCGUCCUCAUCAGCCUGACGUGGCUGAUCGGCUUCCUCAUCUCCAUCCCGCCCAUGCUGGGCUGGCGGACCCCAGAGGACAGGGCCGACCCCAACGCCUGCACCAUCAGCAAGGACCCCGGCUAUACCAUCUACUCCACCUUCGGCGCCUUCUACAUCCCGCUGCUGCUCAUGCUGGUCCUCUACGGGCGCAUCUUCAAGGCGGCGCGCUUCAGGAUCCGCAAGACCGUCAAGAAAGCAGACAAGAAGCAGCAGCAGCAUGAGGACUCGGAGAAGGUGGCCGACACCUGCCUGUCAGCCUCCUCGUCCAGCGGAGAGCCCAAGCGGAGCAACGGGGGUCCCCAGCAGCAGGCCAAAAGCUGGAAAAGCUCCGUCGAGCCCAAAGGGCCUGAGGGCCCGUGCGUCAAUGGGGCCCUCCGGCUGGGAGAGGACGGCCCGGUGGCUGCCUUGGAAAUCCUCGAGGUCAACCCGUCCAACUCCACCAAGAGCCACCUGCCCCUGCCCAACCACCAUCACCACCACCACCAUCACCACCACCACCACCCUCCCCAAGGCAGCUCGGGGGCGGCCACGCCGUCGACGGAGCGCAAGAACGAGCCCAAGAACGCAGAGGCCAAGCGCAAGAUGGCCCUGGCCCGGGAGAGGAAGACGGUCAAGACUCUGGGCAUCAUCAUGGGCACCUUCAUCCUGUGCUGGCUGCCCUUCUUCAUCGUGGCGCUGGUCUUGCCCUUGUGCGGCUCGGGCUGCUACAUGCCGGACUGGCUGGGCGCCGUCAUCAACUGGCUAGGCUACUCCAACUCGCUCCUCAACCCGGUCAUCUAUGCCUACUUCAACAAAGAUUUCCAAAGUGCUUUUAAGAAGAUCAUCAAGUGCAAGUUUUGCACGCAGUGACUGGAGCGCAGGGAGGGGCAGCACACACACACAGAGAGAGAUGCUUUUGGGGGGUAAAGUGGGGGGCUGGGAGAGGGGUAGGGUAGGCACUGGGUGUGUGGGUCUUAUCCUCCACCUCACCUCUUCAUGAACUCCCCUCCCCCCAGGCAUCUCCUUCUACCAUGGAUGCUUUGCAGACAUCUGAUGCCCUGUAAUGCCGUCGGGGCUGGGCCAUCUCACCUCUUCUGCGCCAUUUUCAUUGGGCACUGAUGGCUCUUUUAUUUUCGGGAGAGGAGGAGAGGAGGGCGGUGAGCGUCGCCUGGACCCCGCCUUUCCCCAUUUGGGACGCUCGAAUGGAGGCUGCCCUGUGCCUUGGGUCCCAAAACAGACCGGGGCCCAAAGCCAACUGCUCUCGCCCCGCAGUGUUGCUCAUCCGGCGCCCUCGGGGGUCCCUUUUCUGAACUCCUGCUUCAACACCGCGAGGCGGCUCAGGAAGGUAGGAGCGUCCCAGGGAAGCCUGACAGUCUCGUUUGUUGUUGCUCCCGGCCUCGACUCCUUCUCAGAGUUUCCUCCUUACUCCAAACUGUGCAUAGAAACAAUCCGAUCUAGGGGAGCUGAUCUGGGAUUUUGAGGGUGUGUGUUUGCGUGUGGGGGUGGUAGGAUGGGCUGCAGACCUGGAGACUAACCAACCGACCA
Messenger RNA from Podarcis raffonei (Aeolian wall lizard), 3057 nucleotides. RefSeq names its product 5-hydroxytryptamine receptor 1A (gene HTR1A). The transcript has a single exon. NCBI's taxonomy places the organism in Eukaryota, Metazoa, Chordata, Lepidosauria, Squamata, Lacertidae. The coding region runs from base 1060 to 2382 and encodes 440 amino acids. Gene Ontology annotation, biological process: regulation of behavior; regulation of hormone secretion; adenylate cyclase-activating adrenergic receptor signaling pathway. Gene Ontology annotation, cellular component: plasma membrane. The record is from RefSeq and is a predicted model, not a curated record. Gene Ontology annotation, molecular function: G protein-coupled serotonin receptor activity.